Messenger RNA from Peromyscus leucopus (white-footed mouse), 2605 nucleotides. RefSeq names its product leukocyte immunoglobulin-like receptor subfamily B member 3A. Gene Ontology annotation, biological process: cytokine-mediated signaling pathway. Gene Ontology annotation, molecular function: inhibitory MHC class I receptor activity. NCBI's taxonomy places the organism in Eukaryota, Metazoa, Chordata, Mammalia, Rodentia, Cricetidae. The transcript is spliced from 8 exons. The record is from RefSeq and is a predicted model, not a curated record. The coding region runs from base 219 to 1457 and encodes 412 amino acids.
AAAUAAUAAAGAAUCCAGAUCCUUCUUGUGGCACAUGACUGGAGAAACCAAAGACAGUUGACUGGAGAGGCAGUUCCUCUUCCUGUGAGGCCGCUGAAAUGACAGCAUUGUGAUAAGAGAGAGAACCCACCAUAAAAGGCCACACCCUGUGUGUCUUUCCUUCUGGCUAGGCAUUGUCCCUAACCGUCUACAAGGGUGCAACCACAGGAGGAGAUGCCAUGACUGGAACACUCACAGCUUUUGUCUGCCUUGGACUGACUCUGGGCCUCAGGAACCUAGCUGCUGCCUUGGUACUUCCAAAGCCUGCCAUCAGGGCUGAGCCAGGAUCUGUGGUUGCCAAAGGAUCUCAGGUGACCAUCUUAUGUGAGGCAACCUCAGGUGUUCAGGAUUACUAUCUUUAUCAUGGAAACCUAGAUUCUGUGCACACAAUGACCCCGAUUAAGCCUGGAAACAAGGCCAAAUUCCUCAUCCCACUUAUUCAAAGGUCCCAUGCCGGGCGAUAUCUGUGUUUUUGUUACAAGCCUCCUAGCUGGCUGGAGACGAGUGAUACCCUGGAGUUGGUGGUGACAGGGUAUUUCUCCAAAAAACCCACACUAUCAGCCCUGACAAGCCUUCUGGUUACUUCAGGAGAGAACAUGACCCUCCAGUGUGUCUCACGGGAGAGAUAUGACAGUUUUAUUCUGUCCAAGGAAAAUGAGACGUUCUCCAGGCCCCAGGACUCACAGCAUAUAAACUCUACUGGGAAGUUCCAGGCUCUUUUCCAUAUAGGUCCUGUGACAGUCAGUCACAGAGGAACGGUUAGAUGUUAUGGCUACAAGAAUAGUACCUAUGUGUGGUCUAAGCCCAGUGACCCCCUGGAAAUAUACAUCACAGGACAGGUUUUGGUCACACCUACCCUCUCAGUGUCCCCAGACCACAAAGUGUCCUCUGGAGCGAAUGUUAUCCUGCUGUGUCAAUCAUGGCAUCAAAUGGACAGUUUCCUUCUGUCUAAAGAGGGGCCUGCACACUCACUUCAGCAUUUAAGAUCAGUGUGGCAAGCUGGGCUAUACCAGGCAAAAUUCAUCAAAAACAAUGUGACCUUUACGGAUAGGGGCAUCUACAAGUGCUACGGAUCUCAAGACUCACUCCCCUACUUAUUGUCACACCCCAGUAACCAUGUGAAGCUUGUGGUCUCAGAAUCCUCUGAAGACCUCAAUUUCUCAUCCCAAGAGCCCAUUCCAACAUCUGCACUUGAAAGGUACCUGAAGGUUCUCUUUGGGAUAUCUGUGGCCUUCCUUCUGUUGCUUUUUCUUCUCACUCUCCUCCUUCUCCAAAUGAAGCGUCAAGAUAAACGCAGGAAAAAGGCUGCUGCCAUCCAUGAAGAAAACUUGUGUGAGAGAAAGAAGACCCUGGGGAGAGAGAUGUAUAAGGUCUCAGUUCACAGGGAUACUGAGGAGGUUCUGGUGUCCAAACUCUGAGGAACUAAAGCCUGACUAUAGACCCAGGACAUCACCACACUUCCCACUUUUCUCUCCCCAUCUUAUGCUUCACACAUAGGCUGAGUACAAUGUGGAGCUGAACAGUUGGGUGAUGUCCCUGUCUCCAACUGUAGUGCUAAUACUUACAGCCCAUAUUAGCCCAGAGGGCCUUUUUUGUUCUCUCUCUCUCUUGGGUCUCAGUGAUAUGCAGAGUUGAUCUCUCCCUUCUGCAAGCACCUGCCUCCUGUGUGUUAUGGCCUCACUCUCUCCUGAUUUUCCUGGGAGCACAUGACUCUUCUCUCCUCCCCCUUUCUGGCUUCUUGUCUUCUUUGUGGUUAUUGACAUGCUCCUGGGUAUCUCUGAAGGUCACUUGAAUAAAUGAGGCCAGAUGCUCUCAAUACCUCCAUUCACUCACUCACCCAGCUGUCACAAGAAACACCCUCUAGACCAGGCUCUCUGCAGGGGUUACAAUUAGAGCAAAGAGCAAACUCCCUAACCGUGAUGAGACAACAUGCCAAUGAGUGCACAAGGUAUGGAAACUAAGCAGAGGAAAGGGUGGAGUAUGUGGGGCAGUGAAGGCCUUGUGAAUGACAAGCGGUGACUGAAAGGUGUCAUCUGAGGGGAAGAGUGGAUGUAAAGGUCCACAGAGACAUUUAGUAGACCAGCACCUGCAGUCAGGGAACACAGCCGGGACACAGAACUGGAGUAGGAAGACAGGCUGUGUGAUUGCAGGCAAGACAGCAAGGGUGAGAAUGUCAGGAUUAAAGAUCAUGUGGUAGGGGUUCCCAAGAUCCAAGAAGAAAAACAGGAAACAGCCUGGAACCUGGCCGAUGUCUUGACCGUACGUGCUACCCUGCCAUUUUUCUUCUGCAAACACAUUUUCCUUUCCUUCCUCCCCCCAUGCCAGCUUUUAAACCCCCAUUCCAGAGUAAAGUAGCCAAUCAGAAUGUGAUUCACUCUAUAUGGGAGAUAAAGAAGAUGAAGAUGUAUAAACAUUCUGUUCUGGAUAUUUGGAUCUCUGUCUUUUAGGAGCAACCUUAUAGAGAUUGUGCUAGCAUACAAUAAAAAGUACUUCAUGUAAAGGAUCAUCAGAGUCCUAUUUCUCUAUUCAGAAAUUCUACAACAUUUCUUGGGGUUUCUAUCUAGAG